Molecule: messenger RNA, 1125 nt
Organism: Eimeria tenella
Lineage: Eukaryota; Apicomplexa; Conoidasida; Eucoccidiorida; Eimeriidae
Exons: 1
Coding region: 1-1125 (374 amino acids)
Biological process (GO): tail-anchored membrane protein insertion into ER membrane
Source: RefSeq, a predicted model, not a curated record
AUGCGGGGCCCCAAAAGCCCAUUUCUUCUUUUCUUUGCUGCUGCUCUUUUGGCCCUCGCAGCAGCAGCAGGGGCCUCCGGCUUAGAAGCCCCCAGGGGGGGGCCCCAGGAGGGGCCCCUGCGCGAGGGGCCCAAGGACACAGCCGAAACAGCAGCAGCAGCAGCAGCAGCAGCAGCAGAUAAAGGGGCGCAUGGGGGCUGCAAGGACUCGCAAGGGCCUCGCUGGUGCAGAGCGCUGAAGCUGGGUGGAGUUAAUGGCGUCUGCAGCAGCAGCAGCAGCAGCAACAGCAGCAACAGCAGCCUGCUGCCUCCGGCGCUCGACGACGGCUGCUUUGGGGCCGUGUUGCUGCUGCUGCUGCUGCUAGCAGCAGAUAUGACUCAGAGGAUUCUUGAGAAAAUUGGAAUUCCCUUCGGGCCUCUGCUGCGGCGAAUCUGUCAGAGCAGCAGCAGCAGCAGCAGCAGCAGCGCUAGCAGAGGCGAGUUUGCUGCAGCUGCGGAGACGGAAGAGGGUAAAAAACUGCUUGCGGAGUUGGUUUCGCUGCAGCAGCAGCUGCAGCAGCAGCAGCAGCAGCAGCAGCAGCUGUCGGCCACCGCAGAGUUUGCCGCCUACACCCGGCAGCAGCGCAAGAUUGAUCAGCUGCUGCAGGCGAGGGAGGCGUGUAUGGAGAAGCUGCAGCAGCUGCAGAAGCAGCAGCAGCCGCAGCAGCAGCAGCAGAGCAGCAGCAGCAGCAAAGGCCUCCUGCUGCUGCUGCGGGCUGCGUACCAGGUGCUUCUCAAGCCCGUACUGAAGCUCUACGGCGGAGCCGUUAUCAAGGUAAGAAGCAGCAGCAGCAGCAGCAGCAGCAGGAGCAGGAGCAGCAGCAGCGAGUUUAGCAGCAGCAAAACUGCAGCAGCGGCACCCAGCACCGCAGCAUCACUGAAGGCGGCAGCAGCAACAGCUCCACCAGAAAGAGCAGGACCCGCUGCUGCAGCAGCAGGGGCGGAUGCUGCUGCUGUAGCUGCUGCUGCUGUACCUGUUGCUGCAGCAGCAGCAGCAGCAGCAGCAAAUGCAUGCGGUGUGUGCUUUGCUGCUGCUUCAGGCACUCUUUUGCUUCUUCGUUUUUGUGUUUGCUGCUAUUCGCGUUGA